CUGCUACUUACAUGCACACAGCAGGCGGUGUGCUCAGUACCGUGCGAUGCGACUUAGCGGGGCACUUGGCAACAGCUUCCCCGAAGCAACCCCAUCUGUGCUUUAUCUUCUAUCUCAGGAAUGUAGGCAAGCUAUCUCCCGUGCAUAACUCUAUCUAUCCCGUCCCAGUGACUCUAUCACCGGAGCCUAUUCGCGGCGUAUGCACCCUUUUGCGUCACUCGAUUCCCAGGACGUAGCGGGCUGGUCAAGGUGCUUUAAGUGGCCGGGGCGAAUGAGCAGAGACUCCAAGGGUAUCCUUCUGUGCUACCUCCACUCCAUGUCAGGUCCAAAGUUUCGAGUUGCCAUCUGCGGAGGAGGCAUUGGAGGCUUAUGUCUUGCCGUUGCCCUCUCAAAGCACUCUGACAUACAGCUGGAUUUGUAUGAAGCAACUGCGCGCUUCAAGGAGAUUGGUGCUGGAGUCAUGAUGUGGUCGCGGACGUGGGAGAUACUAACCCUCCUCGGACUGGACACCAAGUUCUCACAGAUCGCGCAUGCUCCCCCCGACGCUUCAAUUGGUGUAGGAUUUGACUACCGCAAAUCCGACCAGCCGGAGGAAGGCCACCGCUUUCACUUAUUUGAACUUCCAUAUGGCUGCAUCCGUUUCCAUCGUGCGCACUUCCUGGAUGUCUUCGUGGACGCACUACCAGACGGCGUCGCUCACUUCGGCAAGCGACUACUGUCCUACUCGCAAGGCUCCUCAGAUGCUCCACUGGAGCUGCACUUCAGUGAUGACACGACAGCAGUCUGUGAUGUCUUGAUUGGGUGCGAUGGCAUCAAGUCCACAAUCCGCAAGCAAAUGCUGGAAGAGAAAGCGAAGACUGGCCAGAAAGACCUACUGCAGCACAUCGAUCCGAUAUGGACCGGGACUAUUGUCUACAGAGGAUUGAUACCAGUAGAUCACUUGAAAGGUCAAGACGAGAAGAAGCAUAGGACUGUUGAGACGCCAAUGAUGCACGUCGUCAGCUACUCAAUCUCCAGUCGCAGCAUCGUCAACGUUGUUGCCUGCACAUCACGCCCUGAACUCGAAGGUACCACAUACGACAAGUCAUGGGUUGUUGACUGCACGCAGGAAGAGCUACUGGAUUGUUACGAUGGCUGGGAACCUGAAGUCUGCAUCGAGAAGCCCACACGAUGGGCUAUCCACCAUCUUCGCCCUCUACCAACGUACGUAUCAAACAAGGUUGCAUUACUUGGUGACGCAGCACACGGCAUGAGCCCACAUCAAGGCGCAGGUGCCGGACAAGCCAUAGAGGAUGCAUUCAUCCUCGCCCAUCUCUUGGGGCAUCGUUCCACUACUCUGGUCACGCUCCCUCAAGCAUUGCUCACUUACGAGCAUGUACGACUGCCCCUCGCGAAUCACGUCCUCCGUGGUUCCUAUCAGUCCGGAACGAUGUACGAAUUCGAUGGACCCCAAGGAGAUGAUCUACGGGUACUGGGACCGGCGAUAGAAAGUCAGUGGGACUGGGUCUCACAGACUAGUCCGGCCGAUGAGGCGGAGAGAGCAGUUGGUUGGUUGGCCGAGAUAGCGAAGUCGCAUCCUUAGCUUGCGGUCAAUCCUCCUGAUGUGCCACUGGCAAUGAUUCGAACCGUCAGUGUAGACCAGGUUGCGAUGCAGACUUGAACUGCUA
Fomitopsis serialis is the source of this 1667-nucleotide messenger RNA. RefSeq names its product FAD/NAD(P)-binding domain-containing protein. Gene Ontology annotation, biological process: secondary metabolite biosynthetic process. The coding region runs from base 272 to 1582 and encodes 436 amino acids. Lineage: Eukaryota; Fungi; Basidiomycota; Agaricomycetes; Polyporales; Fomitopsidaceae. The record is from RefSeq and is a predicted model, not a curated record. The transcript is spliced from 8 exons. Gene Ontology annotation, molecular function: FAD binding.